GGACCGAAGGGAAGUCCCGCCUCUGCCGCCUGGGGGACGCAGCCGACUGCGCCGCCGCCGCCAAACACCUGGCCGUGUCCCGGAGGGGAGGGCAGAUCUGAUUCCGGAGCUGCCAUGAUUGAAGUGGUAGCAGAGCUAAGCCGGGGUCCUGUAUUUUUGGCUGGGGAGGCGCUGGAAUGUGUGGUGACCGUCACCAACCCCCUUCCCCCCACGGCCACUUCUGCAUCCAGUGAGGCCCUGGCCUGGGCCAGUGCCCAAAUCCACUGUCAGUUCCAUGCCAGUGAGAGUCGAGUAGCACUGCCUCCCCCUGACUCUAGUCAGCCAGAUGUCCAGCCUGACAGCCAGACUGUCUUUCUGCCACACCGAGGUGAGAGGGGUCAGUGUAUUCUUUCUACUCCACCAAAAAUUCUAUUCUGUGACCUGAGGCUAGACCCUGGAGAGUCCAAAUCAUACUCCUACAGUGAAGUGCUGCCCAUAGAGGGACCACCCUCCUUUCGGGGUCAGUCAGUCAAGUACGUCUACAAACUGACCAUUGGCUGCCAGCGUGUCAACUCCCCCAUCACUUUACUCAGAGUCCCUCUGAGGGUUCUUGUGCUGACUGGCCUUCAGGAUGUCCGAUUUCCCCAGGAUGAGGCUGUUGCCCCAUCCAGUCCAUUCUUGGAGGAGGAUGAAGGUGGGAAGAAGGAUUCAUGGCUAGCCGAGCUGGCUGGGGAGCGCCUAAUGGCUGCCACAUCCUGCCGCAGCCUCCAUCUAUACAAUAUCAGUGAUGGCCGAGGGAAAGUUGGGACAUUUGGCAUCUUCAAAUCUGUGUACAGACUUGGUGAAGACGUGGUGGGGACCUUAAACUUAGGGGAAGGAACCGUAGCUUGUUUGCAGUUUUCAGUAAGCUUACAGACCGAGGAGCGUGUACAGCCUGAGUACCAGCGGCGACGUGGGGCAGGGGGUGUCCCCUCUGUGUCACAUGUGACUCACGCCCGGCACCAGGAAUCCUGCCUACAUACAACCAGAACCAGCUUCUCCCUCCCAAUCCCUCUCAGCUCCACCCCAGGCUUCUGCACAGCCAUUGUGUCCUUAAAGUGGAGAUUGCAUUUUGAAUUUGUAACAUCCCGAGAACCAGGAUUGGUACUUCUUCCCCCUGUGGAACAGCCUGAACCUGCCACCUGGACAGGUCCUGAGCAAGUACCUGUAGACACCUUCAGCUGGGACCUCCCCAUCAAGGUGCUGCCUACCAGCCCCACCCUGGCCUCAUAUGCUGCCCCAGGCCCCAGCACAAGCACCAUAACCAUCUGAAACUGGCCCAUCCUGGUGCUAGUUCCUUCCGGAUACUGAGAACUCAGCACCUGGACUCUAGUGGGAACCACUUUUUCCACCUGAGGUCCAAUGGCGCGGACAAUGAGAGUCAGCCUUUCAGCCAUAGCAUUAAUUUAUUUAUUCAGAAUACAUUGGCAGCUGCUAGUGGUUUCCCUGGAAGUGGCAGCAGCAGUGAGCGGUCAGCAGAUGGGUGAUCAGUUGAGUUUAGCUGGAGUGGGGAGCAGGAGCCCCAGGAACAGGGGUGUUGGCUGAGCCCCACUCUGGGUCAGGCCCUCCCCCUUUGCAGGGUAGCCGAGGGUCAGAUUUUUGCACCAACGAGAACUGGCAAGUUCCUGCCUCCUGACGUACCUCACACCCAGCCGGGAAGUCAAUGGGAUGCUGGGACCUGAGGAACCAAGGAUGAGGGAAGGAGUCAGCACAGUGAAAGGCUGCCUUUAUCCCUGCCCAUGUUCCAUCUCUCACAGCUUUCCCCCGAGAGUCUCCUUGAGUGGCCUCUUGGUCCUCCUAACUAAGCUCUCACCUACCAUAUGUAGGCUUUUUUGUUAUAUAACAGGAGUAUUUUUUCUCCAGGUCCAACCCAACCUCCCCCGAUUUAUAGCCUAAAGCCUUAUCUUUCACACUAGUCUUGGUCCCUUCAGGGUCAGCCCACCUCGUACUGCUCUUCUGUUCAUUCUUACAUCACAGCAAUCCAGUCACUCCGUGAUCAUCCCUCAGUCACUCAAAUCAGAGUCAUUCUCUGGUCAUCUUUAGUCACUCACGUGUCACAGCAGCCCACACCGACAGGAUGCAGACAGGUGCAAUGGAAACAGUCCUUGCGGAGCCAAGACUCACCCAGGGUGAAAUAUUUCCCCUCAUAGUGACAGGGGGCUAGGGAAGAAAGGGAAAUGUUAGUGGGUGUAGGAGUGCUGAUGAGAGGCAGAGUCUCUUCUGGUCUUGGGUGGAGAAAAUAAUUAUGUACUAUCCCCAUAUUUAGCUUUUCUUUCCUGUUUCACAGCUGGAGGGAGCCUGGGUAUUCUGACACAGGAUCAUCUCUAAGGCCCUGUCCUCCCAGUGCCCUCUCUGCUCCUCCUUCUUUCCUAACACCUCACCCCAUUUUACCUUGAGCUUGGAAGUAACACUUGCUGUAGACUCCUGGGUGCAGGAGGAGUAGAGACAUCACCAAGCAGAUGAUUCCCCAGCCUCCUAGGAUCCCCUUGGCCUGUCCAGCCCAGAGCAUCCUCAGGGCCAUUGCUGCUGCACAGCCCUCUCGGACCUCGGCCUCUGCUCAGCUACUCUAGUCUUGACUCCUUGACUUUGCUUUGUGUUGCUCCUUGAGUCUUAGUUUCUCUCUUUCUUCCCUGGGCUCCUGUCUCACACUAUCUCCCUGCCCUCUGCUCUCACAGGCUGGGGAUGUUUAUAAAGUGAGGACCCUGGCCCCCUGCUGAGCAGAGCUGGAAAAGCUGUAACUCUGUUUCCUGAGGUGAGGGCAUGAAAACAAGAGAUCUAGCUUUAACAAGCUGUGAGAGCUGAUUCAUGCCCCGGCACAGCUAGAGGGAGGGAGGUGGCCAUGGAGGGGGCACUGGAUUGGGCACUUCCCCAGCAAGGAGGUAGGAGGGGGUGAGGGCCCCCAGGUGGUCUCCAAAUCUCUUCCCUGACCUGGAGACAAGGAAGCAUUCCACCUUCCCCUUUUCUCCCCCACUGCCACCACCAGGGGUGUGUAUGCUGGGAUCCCUGCCUGGACCGGAGGGAGGCAUUUCCUGGGGAUGGUUAAUCCUGUGCCCCAGCCAAACCCAGGAGCUGCAAUAGGGUGCGACGGCCAGGCUCCAGGAGAGCGAGCAGGCACCUGGAGUGGAGACUGUUUCCCUCAGACCCUAGGGCAGGGUUUCCCUAAUGUAUCCAAGAAAUAGGGCUGCCCCUCAGAGGUGAUAGAGGUCUCUUUUCCUCAGGCAUUCCAGAGGUGAACUGUCCAUUGCUUAUCACCCUCAAACAUACAGCAGAUUCGGGAUCAUCCCACACCUGGGGAUGGUUCUUUCCCCCUUUCAAAGAGGAGCAUCUCUAAGUGCCCUGAUGGGAGGAAUCACUCCAGUUUCACAGAGGUGUCCUCUCUUUCCUUCCAUAUGUAAUGAAGUGAGGUUUUUCGGAAUUUGUCAUUUAGCAUCCUCCUUUGAGUUUCCCACAGGUUCUGGAGGAUCUCAGGAUGGAUGAUUGAGAGCAUAGGCUGUAGAGAUAGUCUCCUUGGAUUCAGAACCUGACUUCACUUAGCUGUGUGACCUGUCCAGAUUACUUCACCUUGCUGAGACUGUUUGCUCAUCUAUAAAUUGUGGGUAGUAUUGCCAACUCAUCGGGCUAUUAUGAGGAUUAAAUAAGAUGAUGUGUGCAGUGCUCUUAUCACCAUCUCUGGUGCGUAAGCAUCAGAAAAUAGCAGUUGCUGUCAUUGGUACUAAAGCUCAGAGGCA
Molecule: messenger RNA, 3746 nt
Organism: Cebus imitator (Panamanian white-faced capuchin)
Lineage: Eukaryota; Metazoa; Chordata; Mammalia; Primates; Cebidae
Gene: RGP1
Product: RGP1 homolog, RAB6A GEF complex partner 1
Exons: 9
Coding region: 115-1290 (391 amino acids)
Biological process (GO): retrograde transport, endosome to Golgi
Cellular component (GO): Golgi membrane; Ric1-Rgp1 guanyl-nucleotide exchange factor complex
Source: RefSeq, a predicted model, not a curated record